Molecule: messenger RNA, 6874 nt
Organism: Anoplopoma fimbria (sablefish)
Lineage: Eukaryota; Metazoa; Chordata; Actinopteri; Perciformes; Anoplopomatidae
Gene: plch1
Product: phospholipase C, eta 1
Exons: 23
Coding region: 1-5715 (1904 amino acids)
Biological process (GO): lipid metabolic process; phosphatidylinositol-mediated signaling
Molecular function (GO): calcium ion binding; phosphatidylinositol-4,5-bisphosphate phospholipase C activity
Source: RefSeq, a predicted model, not a curated record
AUGUUGGCAGCGCACGGACACAGCAGCACAUCUUCUGAGAGACCGCAAACAUCAGAGAGAGUGGAGCGAUGCAUGAGUGUGAUGCAGUCCGGGACUCAAAUGGUGAAGCUGAAAGCAGGAUCCAAAGGGCUGGUGAGACUUUUCUACCUGGAUGAUCAUCGCUCCUGCAUUCGCUGGAAGCCCUCACGCAAGAGUGAGAAGGCCAAGAUCACCAUUGAUUCGCUCUACAAAGUGACAGAGGGCAGUCAAUCAGACAUCUUUCAUCGGCAUGCAGACGGCAGCUUUGACCCGGCCUGCUGUUUCACAGUGUACCAUGGAAUCCACAUGGAGUCCCUUGAUCUGGUGACGUCAAACGCAGAAGAGGCCAGAACCUGGAUAACUGGCCUCCGUUACCUGAUGGCCGGCAUCAGUGAUGAGGACUCGCUGGCUAAACGACAGCGUACACACGACCAGUGGCUGAAGCAGACAUUUGAGGAGGCCGAUAAGAACGGAGACGGUCUCCUGAACAUUGAAGAGAUCUACCAACUUCUUCACAAGCUGAAUGUCAAUCUGCCACGCAGGAAGGUCAAACAGAUGUUUCAGGAAGCAGACACGGACGAUCAGCAGGGCACGCUGACAUAUGAGGAGUUCUCCGUCUUCUACAAGAUGAUGUCUCUGAGACGGGACCUCUUCCUGCUGAUGAUGGCGUACAGUGAUAGGAAGGAUCACCUGACAGAGGAGGAGCUGGCCAACUUCCUGCACAACGAGCAGAAGAUGGCCAAUGUGACUCCAGAGUAUGUUGCAGAAAUCAUUGAAAAGUUUGAGAUGUCUGAUGAGAAUAAACAGAGUGGCGUCUUGGGGAUUGAUGGUUUUACAAGUUUCAUGCGCAGUCCAGCGUGUGAUAUUUUCAACCCUUUGCACCACGAAGUGAAUCAAGACAUGGAGCAGCCUCUGUGUAACUACUUCAUCGCCUCCUCUCAUAACACAUACCUGACUGGAGACCAGCUCCUCUCCCACUCUAAGACCGACAUGUAUGCCUGGGUGCUGCAGUCGGGGUGCCGCUGUGUUGAAGUGGACUGUUGGGAUGGUCCUGAUGGUGAGCCGAUGGUGCAACACGGCUACACUUUGACCUCCAAGAUACCGUUCAAGUCUGUCAUAGGGACCAUCAAUAAAUACGCCUUCAUAAAUAACCAGUACCCAGUGAUUCUGUCCAUAGAGAACCACUGUAGCAUCCAGCAGCAGAAGAAAAUUGCUCAGUACCUGCGAGAAAUCUUUGGAGACAAACUGGAUGUGAGAGAUGCACUGAGCAGAGAUUCAAAAACACUACCCAGUCCUCAGAGCCUGCAGGGCAAGAUACUUAUCAAAGGGAAGAGUCUGCCUGCCUAUCUGUCUGCGGACGCAGAGGAAGGCGAAGUGUCCGAUGAUGACAGCGCUGAUGAAAUCGAGGAUGACUUCAAGCUUAAGAGCAGUAAUGACAAUGGUCAUCACCAGGUGGAAUCUCACAUCAGAAAGAAACUGGACUCUCUACUGAAGGAGUCUCGGAUCGGGGACAAGGAAGAUUCAGACAGUUUCAGCAUCCGAGCUCUGCUCAGGGCUACUCACCAGGGCCUUCAAAAGAACCUGCGGCAGAGCUCCAAAGGGGUUCUGAAGAAAUCCCAAAGCAGAUCCUUCAUCACGACGCUUAAACAGAAGAGGCACUCCAAAUCCAGGCUGUCAUGCCAAAGCAUGGACAAGGAGGAGGACAUUCAGGAGACGUCUGGGAGGGAGGCCGGAGGACAGUUUAUCAGGGGUGGAAGGAAGAGGAAGACGAUGAAACUGAGCAGAGAUCUGUCAAAUCUGGUGGUGUUUACCAACUCUGUUGCCUCACAGGAGUGCCUGAAUGAAGGUACUCCAGGUGAUGUUCUUUCAUUCAGCGAGACCAGAGCCCAAUCUCUGGUCAAUCACAGAGCCGAACAAUUCCUGGCUUUUAACCAGAGGCAGCUGUCACGGAUUUAUCCGUCAGCCUAUCGUAUCGACUCGUCCAAUUUCAACCCCCAGUUCUACUGGAACGUGGGUUGUCAGUUAGUCGCCCUGAACUACCAGACAGAGGGCAGGAUGAUGCAGCUCAACAGAGCCAAGUUCAUGGUGAACGGAGGUAUUGGUUACGUUCUCAAGCCCCCUCCCAUGUGUAAAGGCUCCUUCAACCCAUUCAGUGAUGAUCCGCUUCCAGCUUACCCCAAGAAACAACUCAUUCUCAAGAUCAUUAGUGGACAGCAGUUGCCCAAACCACCAGACUCCAUGCUGGGGGACCGUGGAGAGAUUAUUGAUCCAUUCGUUGAAGUGGAGAUCAUCGGCCUGCCAGUUGAUUGCUGCAAGGAACAGACACGAGUUGUAGAUGACAACGGUUUUAAUCCAGUAUGGGAGGAGACCCUGUCUUUUACACUUCACAUGGCUGAGGUGGUUUUGGUGCGUUUUCUUGUCUGGGACCAUGACCCAAUCGGAAGGGACUUUAUUGGUCAACGGACUGUUGCCUUUACCAGCCUGAUGCCUGGUUACAGACAUGUUUACUUGGAGGGGCUGACUGAGGCUUCAAUCUUUGUGCAUGUGUCAGUGCAUGAUGUCUAUGGAAAGUGGAGCCCUCUAGUCCUGAACCCCAGCUUUACCAUAAUGCACUUUCUAGGAUCGAACAAGGGUCAUCAGCUGCGAGGUAUCCGGGGUUUGUUUAACCGUUCUUCAAAGUCCUCUGUGGAUACCAACUCAGGUGGCCUUCGGAAACGCUCAAUAAGUGAUCACCUCCUGCGGCGCACAGCCAGUGCCCCAGCAAAGGGUCGGAAGAAGACCAAGAUGGCACUGUCAGAGUCAGUGGCUUCAAUAUCAGGCCAAAAGAAUGGCACAGGUGCAGGAGCAAGAGCCGAGGGCAUGUCAGGGAAGGAAGUAGGUGUGGAGAAGCGUUACGAGCCACGAGGCCCCCUCAUCCACAGACCUAUCUCCAUGCCAUUAGACAGGCUUAUGCAAGGGCAGCUAUCCCUCUGCUCCCCAGACAAGGAACAGCAUGAUAUGGACUCAGACACGGUUAUUGGAGCUUGCCCCUUCAACAGACCCAGGUCUUCCUCUUUGGACCCUUUCAUCGAAUCCUCAUUUUGUAUUGAACCAAACAUCUGUUCCCCUUCUAAGACAUACAUCAAUAAAAAUAAGGACUUUGACCAAUCAGAGGAGGCUUCUUAUCUGGUUAUUGGUGGAGGCGAAGUAAGAAAGGAAGAGGAUUAUGCCAAUUACCAGUCAGAAGACAACAGAGUCAAAUCAAAGAUCAGCACCACAGGAGCAGAGAAAAGGUGUUUUGUCUCGCCUUCCAGGGACAGCCAGAUGAGAUCAGAUAAACCAGAAACAUCAUCAAAGAGCACAACAUUCACAGUUGCACCUUCAAUCUCCUCAUCCUCAUCCUCUGCCCCCUACUCUUUGCCCCCUCUUUCCCCUAUCAGUAGGGACUGUGAUCUGAAGAGUCCAAGCUCUUUGCAUGACAGCACCAUCUCCAGACUCAUUGAUGCUGUGUCUUUGGGCAAUGAGCAAGACACAUGUGGCUCAAUUUCUGCUCUGAUUGGUCAGUUUGAAAGCACUGUUGAACAAAAUGAUUCACACACAUUAUCUCAUGAUCAUACCCCUUUCCGUCAUUCAAACUACAGACCUACCGCACUGCAAGAUUUAAGGUCACCUCUGAAGACCAUCACUGCAUCUACUAACAAGAACCACUUAAGUCCCCGAAAAGUAGCUGAAAAAACAAAUCAUGAAAUCCAUUCACCACGCAAGAUUUCCCAGGCAGGAGCACCUGCUCCAGCUACCCUCUCCAGCCCAGAAACUGCUGAGCUUGAGGAAGUCUACACCAUUCUGGAUGAGGAGGUGCUGCUGCCUGUAUCAGUGUACAACCUGAGGAAACAGACGGUCCAUGUUCAGGCAGACACUAGGGAGAGCACACCCUUAAGUAGCUUGGGGUUCUCUCCAGCCAAGGUGGUCCAGGGUUUAGGGAAAGGGCACAUUAUGGGCUGGGAUGAUGUGAACAGAAAUAGGGUUGGUAGUAAAGAAAGUGAGGAGGCAGAGGAGAGUGUGUACGAGGAAGUGUAUGAUCCCCGAACACUAGCAUCAGUACCAGGAACAGCGCAAAGUACUUCUAAAAUGUACACAGGCUCCUCUGCAAACAAUAACUGUUUUCAGUUUCUCCAUGACUCAGCUGGAAAUGCUUUCGCAGAAGUGGAGAUAAAUGUCGAUGAGGAUCCAUUGGAGAUGGUUAUGACAUCUCCGAAACAUUGCAACCAAUGGGAGGGACCCAUAAGUCCAACCAAACGGCAUGCUAUUUACCAAAACCACGAGUCCACUCCCAACCACUCCCAACAAAAACUGCCUUUGUAUUACAGUGAUCCUCAACGGCAGUACCCGUCACAUGCAUUUUCACAGCGUCCCACUCCAAUGAAUCAACCUUCCUAUCAGCGGGCCAAUCCCCACCAACACCAGAACAACUCCCAGGCUUCUUCCUUCCACAGACCCGUCAAUUCUAGACCUUCCAACCCUAGUCCACUGCGUCAGAACAGCUACCCCGUUCCUCAGAGCAAUUAUGAUGCCUUUAACAACAACAGAGACUUCAGGACUUCUUACACAAAACAGACGAGCUAUAGUGGCAGCCAGAUCAUAAACAGGUCCCAUCAAGAUAGGCUAGGGUGUAAUCAGGUGGAGCAAGUAAGGUGCUUCCAUAAUGGUUUCUCCUCUUCUGAAAGCCUCCCUGGCCAAUCUGCUGUGUCUACAAACAUUGGUAGAGACAGAGGCCUAUAUUCCCCUUCUUCAGACUGCGAUGCAGUGUACAGCCACUUGGACUUUGACUGCAUUACACCCUCCUCAGAGUCUCCAACCCCUAGAAACAACCAGCCACACUGUCAAAGUCAAACACAAUCAUACACCCCGACUCAUUCCUGGAUCCAAAAUGUUUCUCACCACUCAAAUGUAGGCCCUAUAUCAACUCAAUCCCAGCCUGGUACCAUAGACUCCCCAGCCCCCAGCCCAUGUAAGUCAAAGUCCCUGGGAGACCUGACCUCUGAAGACAUAUCAUGCAACUUCCAGAGUAAAUACCACAUUAUUAGUCGCAGUUUCAUUACUCCCCAUAUGAGGAAACAAAAGAGGAUGGGCACCAUGGGGGACGUAACUGUCCAAUCACAGUCUUGUGAUCCACUUACAGAACAGCUACGCAAGCUGGUCAGUCUAGAGGGUGAUGACAGUGACAGAAAUGGACCCCAGCCUCCUCAGUUGCGUCAGGAAGUAAAAAACCCACUGCCACAACCACAGGUAACAAGUGUAGCUUCUGUUGUUCCCAGGGAUAUAGAUGAUUCCCCUCCACUCCUUACCCGGCGCCUUUCUUCUCGGAGCCAAAGCCGAGUGCGUCACAUCAACAGCCGUGCUCGUGAAAGACUGCAAGAGGCUCUAAAGCCUCGGGCAGGUGUGGUGGUCAAUAGUACUGCCAGCAUUGGUGGGGUGGUAUUGAGGAAUAAACCAGCCUCACAACAUCCACCAGCAAAUAGACACUCGACUGGUUCUUACAUAGCAGGCUACCUUGGACAGUUGGAAGACAGGGGACUUCCUGAAGGAGCUUGUACAUCAUUGCAUUAUGGAAAUGGGGAUCAAUAUGGAGAUCACUUCUACACAGAUGACUCUCUUCCACCUGCUGACUCCAACCACUCUGCGUCAGAGCCUGAGGUGUACUUUCUGCUCAGACUGUAGCUCUGACCAUAGCCUAAAAUGAGAUUAAUGAUCAAGCUGUGAGUCUUGACAAUGUUCAAUUACACCAAAAGCCAGAAGAUCAACAAAAUAAAUACUAGCCAUUAUUUUUUCCCAUGUUCAAAGGCCACUAGGUUUCCAUCAUGACAAUUAAAUGAGUCUUAUUCUGGGCUAUUUCUAGAGAAAGAUUUAGUCUGUAGAAUGUAUGUGAAACAUCACCUGUAAUCCAUAGCUGGAUCUGACAGCAUGACUUUCUUGUAUGAGAUGUCCACUAUUCAAGUGAAUGGUCUUUCUAGUCUGGCAGUGUAUUGUCUGUAUUCUGCUUAAUGUGUAAAUGUACAUGGGAACUUUGUUUUCCUCCAAAUGGCUUCCUAGAGUGAUUGUACAGAUACGUGUUACCUUUGUCCCUGUGAUGUACUUUCCAAAUUGCAAACAUUGAAUAUGAAGCAAAAAAAAGAAGAAUUGGGUCUUAGGCAAAGAGGGAAUGUCUUUCUUUGUAUCAUUUGAAUGUGUAGUAUAAUCAUACAACUACGUUAAAUAGAUGGGGUUAAUCUUUUCAAAGAUGAAAUGUAAGUCUUCCUUCUCUUUUCAGUGGCAUUUCUUAAUGUGUGAUGUGUGUAAAUAUUCCUGUCAUUGUUUUAAAUCUGAGAUGGGUUUUAAUUGAGAACCAAUUCUAACAGUACAUUUUUGUUUGUGCAUGUUACCUGUGAACAUGUCAAGCAUGACUAUGCACCAAUUCAUACAAUAGAUGUUGCAUCGCCUAACAACAUUUGCACAGAACAAAUAGCUGCAUUGGAUACAACAGAGAAUGUAGGCUUGUUUGUAUUAGGUGCAAUACAGUACAUUAACUUCCUAGCUUGGACUUGUUGCUCUCUAUGAUUUGUAGAAUUUGAAAACAUGAUUGCAAGUUUGAAAGAUUUGGAGUUUAAAGGUUUUUAUUUUUAUAAUUGCUUUGAUACAGAGUGCAAAAAUAAUUAUCUUGUCUUGUUGGAUACGGUUGUUUUAUUUUGUAUAACUUAAUGGAUUGAAAAAAACAGAGUGACAACUACACAGGGCCAGGCUGAGGAGGGGAGGGUGGCAAAGCAGCAGUUUGUUUUUUAUUUUUACAGUGUUACGCCAUCCUAUUUUCUUUGUAUUGUUGCUCAUCGGCGAACUCUGAGCA